UCAAAGUCGAAUAGAAGCCAUGGGAAGUCAAAGCGUGCUGCGGAACUUUAUACUCUUUGGUCUCUUGGCCAGCGGCCAGCUGCAGAUUCCAGUCGUCGAAAUCGAUAACUACAUGGACGACGAAAUUCUUCACUUGCUUGAACUGAUCACAACCCUGCAGAAUUUCAUGGGAUUUUACUGUGGCAUAACAUACACUGGCAACAUUGAUCUCCGACCAUCGCUUGAGCGUCGUUUAAUGGAUACAUUUUCAUUCCCAGUUUAUACUGUUCGAUCUGAUAUGGGUCCUGUAAAACACCAUUACCAGAAAGCUGAAAAUUUGGUAGUGGUUCUCUUUAAGGGACUGGAUGAUCCAACACUCUCUGCUCUCAACGACACGGAGCUUACCCAUGGCCAGGAGUUGUUCAUCCUGGUGCAUGCCUCAUCGGCUGAUGAUGAAAAUCGUUUUGAAGUCGAUUCCAUUCGGAAGUUAUUCAGUUUUUUCUGGAAAUUGUCCUUCGAUCGCACAUUGCUUAUUGUUAGAGGCAAAACCAAGAUGGAGUUGUGGUCAUAUUAUUUUUUGGGAGAACUUUACGUAGUGAAACUCCAGGGAUCUGAUUUAUUUUUGGAAAAUAUUCGAAAAAAUAACUACAGGUUUCUCGUUCAUGUUGUUGAUGAUCCUCCAAAUAUCUUUUGGUACAACUCAUCGGAACUAGCGGAUGUGACUGGCGGUGGCAAUAUUAGUAUGUCCGGCCCCAUUGGUCUGAUGAUGAUUGAAUUUAUGCGUCAGCUAAAUGUGACUAUGGAUAUCAUUCCGGUCCCAGGUCAACAGACAUCUAAGUAUGAAGUCUUUCAACAGCCAAGAGAACGGAGAGUGGAUGUGGUGGCCAAUAUGGUGAUCAACGACAAUCUUACAUAUAGUCCCAUUGUUGCAGAGUUUCAGCUCUGUGUUGCGGUCCCAAAUCGAAGGAGCAUUCCGUUAAGGCGAUUCAUGGACAAAGUGAUUAGCCCCGAAGUUCAUUUAUUAUUUUUUUUAUCGAGUAUUUGCGUUAUUGUUGUCAAGUUCUUUUCUCAUCGCCGUCGAUCAAUACUGAACCCGUUCUUCAAUACAUUUAGAUUUUUCUUAGCUCUUCCCCUACCCAGUGGUAGGUUGGAUCGAUUGCCCAUGUCCGAUAAGUUACUAGAAGUGUAUACAUUUUUUAUCGUUGGACUUUUUGUAAGUGCGAAUAUAUCGGUACUUUCCACGAUCUUGACAACUGGUCUUUGGGAGCCAGAGAUUACAAACGUCGAAACUAUGCGUGCUAGUGGUCUAAAGAUACUCACAGACGAUCCAACAGUACCGCCGGCUUUCAAUGAUGACAUUCUGCCCAGUUCAUUGGCUGAUCAGGUGCAACUUGUCGACCAGCAGACUUUAUUCCAUUUACUUACCACCCUAAACGAUAGUUUCGCCUAUGUGGUUAAAACGCCCAAUUGGCGAUCCUUUCGGCUAUAUCAGCAAAGAAUGGAGAGGGAAGCUUUGACGAUCGCUGGGGAAGAACUCUGCUCUACGAUGCAACCCAUGCGAAUGCCCAUUAAUCCCAAGUCCCCAAUAAGGUUUCUUUUUAAAGAUUUUUUCACUAGGGCUUUCGAGGCUGGUCUUUACCAAAAGUGGGUAAAGUUGGGUUUUAAAAAGUUUCGAGAAAUUAAAGGCUUAGAAAAAUUGCCUGUAGACAACAAGAUAAAUUGGAUUCCGCUACCAUUGGAAACCUAUGUAUUUGCCAUUAGGACUUACCUUGGCCUUAUGGCGGCUAGUACAGUGGUGUUUAUUAUUGAAUUGCUAUACAAGAGAUAUGAGCUUUACAAGGAAAGGCUUGCAAUUUGAAUUUGUAAUUUUGAAUGUUAAUUUUUAAUACUCUUGGAGAACGAAAACUAACUGAAUACUUGGUUAAUAGUACUACUUAUUUGUCUACUUAAUAAUGAUUGCUUGUGUAAUGUGUGCAUUUUGUAAAUCAUAUUGAAAUAAAUACAUCACCGCUUGUGCUUUUUUUAGGCA
Molecule: messenger RNA, 2008 nt
Organism: Drosophila eugracilis
Lineage: Eukaryota; Metazoa; Arthropoda; Insecta; Diptera; Drosophilidae
Gene: Ir56a
Exons: 2
Coding region: 20-1837 (605 amino acids)
Source: RefSeq, a predicted model, not a curated record